UGGUUGACUAUUUUUGACCAUCCAGUCAUACGCAGUGACGGAUCACGCAUGCCAUACGUAGCGUUAGUUACGAAAUAAAGGACUUCGCUGUGGGUAGCCCAAAUUGAUCUGUUCAGAUUGUCAUUAUCUAAUUUCGCGGGUUCUAGCUAGCUAUCGGUUUCUGAUUGCCUAAUCACUUCCGUCUGUGUGGUUAUUUAAAGUGGCUAACAGGACUAGAAAUGGUGAUAAGGCGGCAUUUUGUCUGUGGUCUGUGCAUCGGGUGUGAUUUAAAACCCAAAGACUUUUCAGGCUGUAGCAAUGUUUUCCCCGGAGGUCUGUCGUGCGGGUUCUGACCAAGGUCAGCUCAUUAAGAUGGUACGGCUAUUGGAAGAUAAGAAACCCGCGACGGCGACCGCUUUCACAGGCCAUGCCUUCCGGAGCCGCGGCCCCCCUCCCCGGCAGCAGACCGUGGCCGCGGGUUACCGCAGCACGGCGGCGGGCGUGGCCUCCAGCGGCAGCGACUCGGACUCCGAGGAGGAGGCAUCGCUAUGGAGACGCAAGCGCCAGCGGUGCUCCAACGUUCCGCCGCCGCCGCAGGCCCCGCCCCCUUCCUCCGCGCGGCACGGGGCCCCGCCCUCCCGCAAGGUGAACAACAUCUGGGGCUGCGUGGUGCAGGAGCAGACCCAGGAGGCCGUGGCGGCGGAGCUCGGCAUCAUGGGAAUGGAGGGCGCAGUGAGCAUGAGCAGCCGCCAGUGCGAGACCUACAACUACGUCCUGGCCCGCAAGCUGAUGGAGAAGGAGCGGGAGCAGGAGGAGCAGGGCGAGGCGGCCAUGUUGGACAGCCAGCUCGACGACUACAUGCAGGGCCGGGGGGGCGAGGGCGAGGGCGAGGGUGAGGGCGAGGGCCGGGGAGGGGCCGGGGAGCAGCCCAAGAGGAAGCGGCCCGCCAGGGACCGCCUGGGCCCCCGGGCGGAGAUGGACUUCGAGGGGCGGUACCAGAUCACGGAGGAAGACCCCGACGAUAAGGUGACGGACGAGAUCGUGCACAGGUUACGGGAGCCCAAAAAGGACUUGAUCGAGCGCGUGGUGAGCGUCGUCGGGAAGAAGAAGGCCAUCGAGCUGCUGGCUGAGACCGCCACGGUGGAGCAGAAUGGCGGCAUUUUCACCAUGGACGGCAGUAGGAGACGGACACCCGGGGGCGUGUACCUGAACCUGCUGAAGAACACGCCCAGCAUCAGCGGGAAACAGGUCAAGAAAAUCUUCUACGACGAGACCCAGAGAGAAACCUCCAGCAGGAAGGCGGCGAAGAAGAGGAGGCGGCACGAGAUCUGCCGGAAGAUGAAGCAGGCCAUCAACGCGCUGGACCUGCAGGAGCACGACGACGUGUCGCGCGAGACCUUCGCCAGCGACACCAACGAGGCGCUGGAGUCCCUGGAGGACCCGGCCGAGCCCGGCCCGCCGGAGCCCGAGCCGCAGUUCAGCCUGGGCGGCGAGGACGCGGCCGUGGUCUACAGCUCCACCGACCUGGAGGUCUUCUGAACGCGCGCUAAGCCGCGCCGCGAGCGCUGCCGAACUCUCGUGCGUGUCCGCGCUCCGAGGGAGAGAACACGAGUCCAUACCGCUUUGUCCCCGCAGCGUCUGCGCGCCACCUGUAAUGAAUUUAGCUGCCAACAGGAAGUGGGGCGAGGUCACAGGAAAUUGCGCGUGUGAAUUAACGCAGUUCUCGUUGAGCGGUUGCGUUGCUGUUGAAUGCCACUGCGCGAACAAGAGGUUUUUUUUUUCUUCUUUUUUUCCCCACUUCAUGGUAACAACACUAAGAUGUAUUCAAACCAACCCUAACGUCAUGUUGUGGCUGCUGCCGUCUUUACGUUCUUGAAGCCUGUUCUUCAUCAUUAAAUUACAGUGAGCGCAGAGAACAGAUAAGACACUUUUAGUUUUUUGAUAAAAGGGCGUGCAGUGGCUUCACCUGCUCAGGCUGGUGCGUACCCCAUUUUCGUGUUUUUUUACUUGGAUGCGUUUCACCCUCGUAUCUCCGGUGAGAUGCUCUGUAGACUGGCACUUAGCUUAGCAAAGACACUCGAUGCACUAACCGUCAUCUCCAGUGCUGUAUACGUUAAAUGCAUAGGUUUUUAUCUUUGUAUUGACCCGAGUCUGGUCAACAGGAGUGUGUCGUCUGUGUGGAAGUGUGUGUGUGUGUGUGUGUGUGUGUGUGUGUGUGUGUGUCGGAAUCUGUUUUUGGCUCAUGUAUUCGACGGCGCUAAUCAUGGUGUAUUCGCUAGCGUUAGAGACCCUGGCCAAGCAGCAUCGCAAUGACACGCCUGUUUUUUUGUUAUUCUUAGGGUUUAGGUUUUUUUUUUCUUUUUCUUUUUUGUAAAUGUACAAAGGAAGUUCUGUAAGAAUGCCACGGCUAUGAUGCUUAUAGUAGCAGGAAGUGGUUUGAUUUAAUUUCUGUGGCCAUCUUGGCUUACUUUGGCUUGACCAACGUAGGAAGGUUUGGAUACUUUUGUGAUGCAAGCGAAGUCUUUUGAAAUCAAAAUAAAUUUUCUUUGCGUAUCUGU
Messenger RNA from Conger conger (European conger), 2537 nucleotides. RefSeq names its product phosphorylated adaptor for RNA export (gene phax). NCBI's taxonomy places the organism in Eukaryota, Metazoa, Chordata, Actinopteri, Anguilliformes, Congridae. The record is from RefSeq and is a predicted model, not a curated record. Gene Ontology annotation, cellular component: nucleus. Gene Ontology annotation, biological process: snRNA export from nucleus. Bases 298 to 1518 code for a protein of 406 amino acids. The transcript has 5 exons.